This is a messenger RNA of Cryptococcus amylolentus CBS 6039, 732 nucleotides long. RefSeq lists its product as hypothetical. The record is from RefSeq and is a predicted model, not a curated record. NCBI's taxonomy places the organism in Eukaryota, Fungi, Basidiomycota, Tremellomycetes, Tremellales, Cryptococcaceae. The coding region runs from base 1 to 732 and encodes 243 amino acids. The transcript is spliced from 5 exons.
AUGCGCAUCCUCAACAUCGUCUGGGCCAUCUUUGCCUUCCUGCUCCUGGCCGCGGGCGUCAUCUCUAUCGUCGCCUCUGUCAUCUUCAACAGCGCCGGACACCCUUUCCUCAACAUGAUCGCCACCAAAGUGGAUUUCAAACUGGGGAUCGGCUUGGGUGUGAUCUACAUCAUGAGCUGUAUCGUCUCCGUCCCAGCCUUCAUGGCAUCGUUCGAGAACCCGGUGAUGCUCAAAUUCCUCAACUGGUGGCUUGUCGGAUGUAUGGCUGUCACCCUCGCCUUUGGAAGCAUCUUCUGGGUCCUCUCACUGGAACAGCUCAAUACCUUCUUCAACGUCUGGAAAGCGCAGACAUCCACCAUCCAACAGACUAUUCAAGAUCAAUUCUCCUGCUGUGGCUACUUUAAUGGCACCGCAGAAGGAGGGUUCUCAACAACAGCUGGAUUUUGUUCCGACGCGACAUUUGCAGCUGCUCAGACCGGUUGUCAAAAUACCAGUACGUCCUUCUCCCCCUCUCCCUUUGACAACAGUAAACCAAUACCAGGCUUCAUAGUCACAUCCGCCACCUCCCCCGGAACAGAUUUCACUCUCGAAACCAUUUUUUCCACCGUUUAUGGUUUUGACAUCAUUCUCGUUUCGUUCUUCUUGGCUACUGUCUGCUUGAUCAACGAGCGAGGGAUAAGUGUGAGGUUCAAGAGGAUCGAUGCCAAGCGCGGUGGAAGUGGUUUCGUGUAG